Myripristis murdjan (pinecone soldierfish) is the source of this 4006-nucleotide messenger RNA. It is a transcript of the gene smarca5, whose product is annotated as SNF2 related chromatin remodeling ATPase 5. The coding region runs from base 1 to 3102 and encodes 1033 amino acids. NCBI's taxonomy places the organism in Eukaryota, Metazoa, Chordata, Actinopteri, Holocentriformes, Holocentridae. Gene Ontology annotation, cellular component: chromatin; nucleus. The transcript is spliced from 24 exons. Gene Ontology annotation, molecular function: DNA binding; nucleosome binding; ATP-dependent chromatin remodeler activity. The record is from RefSeq and is a predicted model, not a curated record. Gene Ontology annotation, biological process: nucleosome organization.
AUGUCCGAAAGUGCAAACGGCGUGGAGCAGCGGGAAGAGCAGGCUGAACUUGAAGAAACCGGAGGAGUGGAGGAGAAGUCUGACUCGUCAGAUGCCGGGAAAGAGUCCUCCUCAGAAGCAGGGCAGGAUGGGCAAGAUGCGUCCUCCUCAUCCCAGACCAAGGAGUCCACUCCGGGUUAUGAGGAGAAAAUGCAAACAGAUCGGACCAACAGGUUUGAGUACCUGCUGAAACAAACAGAGGUGUUUGCUCACUUCAUCCAACCAGCAGCACAGAAGACACCCACCUCUCCCCUGAAAAUGAAGCCAGGACGUCCCCGUAUCAAGAAGGACGAGAAGCAGAACCUUCUCUCUGCUGGAGACAACCGCCAUCGCCGCACAGAACAAGAGGAGGACGAAGAGCUCCUGAACGAGAGCAACAGAGCCACUAAUGUCUGCACCCGCUUUGAUGAGUCCCCCUCCUAUAUCAAAACAGGGAAAAUGAGGGAUUAUCAGAUCCGUGGUCUGAACUGGCUCAUCUCUCUGUAUGAGAAUGGAAUCAACGGCAUCCUCGCUGAUGAAAUGGGUUUGGGGAAGACCCUCCAGACUAUCUCCUUGCUGGGCUACAUGAAGCACUACAGAAACAUCCCUGGUCCUCACAUGGUGCUGGUGCCCAAGUCCACCCUCUACAACUGGAUGAAUGAGUUCAAGCGCUGGGUGCCUUCACUGCGCGCUGUCUGCCUCAUCGGAGACAGAGAUCAGAGGACUGCUCUGAUCAGAGAUGUGCUGCUGCCAGGAGAGUGGGAUGUGUGUGUCACAUCCUACGAGAUGCUCAUCAUUGAAAAGGCAGUGUUCAAGAAGUUUAACUGGAGGUACCUGGUCAUAGAUGAGGCCCACAGGAUCAAGAAUGAGAAGUCAAAGUUAUCUGAAAUUGUACGAGAGUUUAAGACCACCAAUCGUCUGCUACUGACUGGAACGCCCCUACAAAACAACCUCCACGAGCUGUGGGCUCUGCUCAACUUCCUGCUGCCUGAUGUCUUCAACUCAUCUGAGGACUUUGAUUCCUGGUUUGACACAAACAACUGCUUGGGUGAUCAGAAGCUGGUUGAACGUCUUCACACCGUGCUGCGGCCUUUCCUUCUACGACGUAUCAAAGCUGAUGUAGAAAAAACUCUGCUUCCAAAGAAAGAGAUAAAGAUGUAUGUGGGCCUGAGCAAAAUGCAGCGAGAAUGGUACACAAAGAUUCUGAUGAAGGACAUCGACAUCCUGAACUCGGCAGGCAAGAUGGACAAGAUGCGUCUGCUGAACGUGCUCAUGCAGCUGAGGAAGUGCUGCAACCAUCCCUACCUGUUUGACGGGGCUGAGCCGGGCCCCCCCUACACCACUGACCUCCACCUGGUGGUCAACAGCGGCAAGAUGGCGGUGCUGGACAAGCUGCUACCCAAGAUGAAGGAGCAGGGUUCCCGCGUGCUCAUCUUCAGUCAGAUGACCAGGAUGCUGGACAUCUUGGAGGACUACUGCAUGUGGAGAAACUAUGGCUACUGUCGCCUGGACGGUCAGACACCGCAUGAGGAAAGACAGAUCUCUAUCAAUGCAUACAACGAGCCCAACAGCAGCAAGUUCAUCUUCAUGUUGAGCACCAGAGCCGGAGGGCUGGGUAUCAACCUUGCCACAGCUGACGUCGUCAUUCUCUAUGACUCAGACUGGAACCCUCAAGUUGACCUGCAGGCCAUGGAUCGAGCUCACAGGAUUGGUCAGCAGAAGCAGGUACGCGUGUUCCGUUUCAUCACUGAAAACACAGUGGAGGAGCGAAUUGUAGAGCGGGCUGAGAUGAAGCUGCGCCUGGACUCAAUUGUCAUCCAGCAAGGACGGCUAGUAGACCCCAGUGCAAACAAGCUGGGCAAAGAUGAGAUGCUGUCCAUCAUCCGCCACGGUGCCACUCAUGUGUUUGCCUCCAAAGAGAGUGAGAUCACAGAUGACGAUAUUAAUGUGAUUCUUGAGCGGGGAGAGAGGAAGACUAUGGAGAUGAAAGAGAGGAUGGCUAACCUGGGUGAAAGCUCUCUGAGAAACUUCACCAUGGACACAGAAAACAGCAGUGUGUACACAUUUGAAGGAGAGGACUACAGAGAGAAGAAAAAGGUCAUCACCAACUGGAUUGAGCCCCCUAAGAGAGAAAGGAAGGCCAAUUAUGCUGUGGAUGCCUACUUCAGAGAAGCUCUGCGCGUCAGUGAACCCAAAGCACCCAAGGCACCUCGUCCUCCCAAGCAGCCCAAUGUUCAGGACUUCCAGUUCUUCCCUCCUCGUCUGUUUGAGCUUCUGGAGAAGGAAAUUCUGUUUUACAGAAAGACCAUUGGAUACAAGGUUCCUCGUAAUCCAGACAUGCCCAACUCGGCCCAGCACCAGAAAGAGGAGCAGGCUAAGAUCGAUGAGGCCGAGGCCCUAACAGAGGAGGAGCUGGAGGAGAAGGAAAACCUUUUGUCACAGGGCUUCACUAUUUGGAACAAACGUGACUUCAAUCAGUUCAUUAAAGCCAACGAGAAAUGGGGAAGAGAUGAUAUUGAGAACAUUGCCAGAGAGGUUGAGGGCAAAACUCCCGAGGAAGUCAUGGAAUAUUCUGCUGUAUUUUGGGAGCGCUGCAAUGAGUUGCAGGACAUUGAGAAGAUCAUGGCCCAGAUAGAGAGAGGAGAGGCCAGGAUCCAGAGAAGAAUUAGCAUUAAGAAAGCACUGGACUCCAAGAUCGGUCGCUACAAGGCUCCGUUCCACCAGCUACGCAUCUCCUAUGGUACCAACAAAGGCAAGAACUACACGGAGGAGGAGGACCGCUUCCUUAUCUGUAUGCUUCACAAGCUCGGCUUUGACAAGGAGAGUGUGUACGAUGAGCUGCGUCAGUGCAUCCGCAACUCGCCCCAGUUCCGUUUUGACUGGUUCCUCAAAUCCAGGACUGCCAUGGAACUCCAGAGGCGAUGUAACACCCUGAUAACGCUGAUAGAGAGAGAGAACAUGGAGCUAGAGGAGAGGGAGAAAGCUGAGAAAAAGAAAAGAGGCCCAAAGACUGGCUCGGCCCAGAAACGCAAGUCUGAGGGGACACCAGAUGGCCGCGGACGCAGAAAAAAGCUGAAGUUGUGAAGUUGUCACAUGCACAACAGAGUGGUUGAAGAGGACGCGGCAGCCAGCUCCAGUAUAGUUAGUCCUAGUGUCUGUGUUUGUUUUGCGGGUUGUGACGAUGUACUGUGUAAAACCUCCCAAUGGACUGAACUUCUCUUCGCUACCUAAAUUAGCGUCCGGUUGUAAAAGGGUUUAGGAAGUGCACAUUUGCAGCCUCUUAGUGACUUACCCAAAUACUGCAGCUGUGCUGGUUUAGUUUGUUUGCUAGUCCUUUUUUUUUUUUUACUUUAGUACUUGAGUUGAUUAAGAUAAAUGUAUUUAUGCCUGUUGGUUGUACCACAUUCCAUUGCUUGUAACAAUAUACCAUUUUUUAUUUUUAAGAAACCUUUUGUUCUUUUACCCUUCCGAUGUGAAGUAGAAAAUGUCUUUCACAAAUAAACUCCCCCUUUUAUAUAUAAAACAUGACUUUUGUAAAUACAUGUGUUGCAUUACGAAAAAAAAGACACUGAUUCGAAAAAGGACUAAUGUAUUUGGCAGUUGUAGACUCAUCACAAAAUGAAUAAGGCACCAAUUUGAAUUGAAUUGGUCAGUUAAACGUCUACUACUAAUUGGCACAUAACAUAUACUGUCACCUGUAUAAGAAUAGUUAUAAUUUUAAUAUUUCAGUUCUGUCAGGACUUGAUAGACAAAGCGCUAACAUGUAUAGUUAAUUUUUCAAGUGUCGCCAGGGUGUAUUAAUACCUUUUGUUUUCAUAGUCCUGUAUGAUAUUUACAAAUCGUUUUCCAUGUGAUUUCAGCCACAUUGUUAUGACCUUAAAAAUGUAUAAAAAUGGUGAGUGAAAGCACUCUCAAAAGAAUAAAAAUGAAAAUAGUUACAAUCCCUUUGAAUAGCACCAUAUUGGUAUUCAGUAGAGGACAAGGGUAC